This is a messenger RNA of Symbiodinium necroappetens, 3576 nucleotides long. The record is from the annotation of a GenBank genome assembly. NCBI's taxonomy places the organism in Eukaryota, Dinophyceae, Suessiales, Symbiodiniaceae.
GAUCAGAAAUUGGUUUCAUUAUCGACAGAGCAUGAACGGACGAUGAGCCUUCUUGCAGAGUUUGAAGCCAAUAUGAAGUCCAAGUGGAAUGAGAUGUUUCAGAAAGUGAAUUCAAUGGAGGGUAAUCUUGAAGCAGCGGCGGCAGCUCAGGCUGCCAUGCGGGAAGAUUACGAUGGCCUCAUUGAUAAGUCUGCCGAAGAGCAGAAGCAGUACCUGGUAGUCAUGCUGGAGCGGCAUGCAGAGACCAUGGGUGCAAUGACAAAACAACAACACAUCAUGAAUGAGCAAAUUGAGCAGCUUAAGCUAAGCUUGGAUAAGGCGCAAGCUGAGGCUGACUUGAUGAGGGCUAAGUUUGAGAGUAGCCUGUCGGAGACCCGUUGGAUGGUCACGAAGGUGACUGAACUUGAGGGUCUUGUGAGCCGAUUACGAGAACGGGAUCUUGAGAUUAGACGGGAGAUUGGCAUAGGUGCUGAGGGAUUCGGGUUUAGACAAAGAGUUGAGAACGCAAAUGUUCCACAAGAGUCCGGGCCCCUGUACUAUGCGAUGACUCCGGAAGUUCCUGUAGCUGAUAGCAACGCAGAGGAACAGUAUGCGAAUGCAUGGUGGGGUGAUGGGCUUGAUUGGCCUGAUCAGGACAGGGAGCUUGGGGAUCCUCCAGGUUUGGACUUCGGUCCGAGAGUACCUCCACCAACUUUGCCAGCUGACAUGAAGAGGACAUCAGAGGGUGCCGAGAUGAGGGAAGUGAAGAUUCCCCAGACUGCUUAUAAGCUGUUAAAGGAUGCUCCCAAGUUGGAUUUGUCGGCUGGUGGGGAACCAUGGGAGAUUGGAAUGAUGGUCCACCAGUGGAGGGUCGAGACGAGAACGGUCAUGACCGCAAUCCACCAGAGACUAGCUGAGUAUUUUGAUAAGAUCUAUGAGCAGGGGCGGGAGCGUUACGAGAGGAAGAGACUGUCUGGAGUUGAAGAGCCCUUGCCUGACGUGUUGGCGACGGAUUCGGAAAUGGAGACAAGACUGUCUCUGACACUUCUCAAGUGCCUCCCGCAGACAGUCCGCCAGCCAGUGGUGGAGAGCUCGACUUCAAAUAGUGUUCGUUGUGUGCUCAUGUUCGAAAGCCUUCAUGAGAGAUACGCUCCAGGGGGGCGCGAGGAACUUGAAUCGAUCCAACGAUACCUGAGACAGCUGCCCUCGGCAUCAGACUUCAAGGCUGCAAUGACAACGAUUCGACGAUGGAAGUUGGCGCGGAGCCGAGCCCAGAGUCUGGGCUUUCCGGAACAAGCGCCUAAUGAGAGUAUUGCAGCUCUGGAUAGCUUGAUGCGGCUGUUGGAGAAGAAGAACCCCCAAUUGGCCAUGAGGAUCAACCUCUUGAGAAUGCUACCGGACAUUGUCAUUCCUACAACAGCAGGGUUGGAGAGAUAUCUCAAUUUGCUUGAGGUGGAGUGCAGACGUCUUGCAUCAGAUCAAGAGGUUAGGGAUGCUAGGGCGGCUCAAAGUAGCGAGGUUGUGGUGGCUGCAGAGGUGGCUGAAAAGGGCAAAGGACGUGCAUGCUUCUUUCACUUGAGGCCUGGAGGCUGUUGGAGGGGUGCGAGUUGUCCUUAUGCUCACAACGAUGCCCCGAAGGGAGGAAAGGGCAAGGAUAAGGGAAAGGGAAAAGGCAAAGGCAAGGGAUCAAAGGGUAGCGGUAAGUCGGCUGAGGAAGCGAAGCCGAAGCCAGAAGCGAAGCCGAAGCCAAAGCCGGAAGCGAAGCCGAAGCCGGAAGCGAAACCGAAGCCGAAGCCGGAAGCAAAGCCAAAAGCGGAGGUGAAAUCGGCGGUUGCGGGUCUGCUUGGAGUUGAUGUGGGACCUAGGGCUUCCACGGUUCGGGCUGUGGCGAUGGCUGCUAGGGGGUUGGAUUCGACUCAGGGACCAGGGCAUGAAAGUGAUCAUGAGCAGUCCAGCCUUUCGGAUGCGGGGUCGGCCCACUCUAGCGGUACUACCGAUCUUGAAGGGAGCGAACAUUCCGAGAACAGGCCCCCUUUGUGGUACUUGGUUCUGCAUCCUGUUGAGUACUCGAUCUGGACACGGAACGACACUCAACUGAUGACCCAUGCCAUUGCCCCUUUCGAACAAGUCAACGGCCCAAACUUGAUCGCAAAUGGAGUUUGGGAAAUCCUGGAGGAGCUUGAUUUUCAGCUGCCUCUGGAGAACAUUAGGAUCGGACAAGAUCAGUACAUCAUUGAAGCGCGACAGACUUUCUGCCUUUAUCAAGAUCGGGUGAUUAGGCCCAUAGUCCUGGUGCAUUUGAUUGACGUGGAGAGUGGAAGAGAGCAAAUGCUGGCUCUCACAGAGUGUGACGCUAGGCCUCAUGUUGAGAAUUGGACAUUGGAAGAGGCGAAGGGUGCCCCAUUGGCUAAAGCCCCCACGGUGCCCCCACCUCCGGGAUACCCAGCGUCAGUGAUUAGACCUCGUCCUGAGGGGUUCGCGGUUCAGAGAUGCAAGCGUACGCAUGUUGCACUCGCAUCGGGUGAUCUUGUGGAUGCCUGGAGAACCCGGGACGGAGAGCUGAUGAUUGGAGAAGAGGAGUUGGAUCAGGACGCCGAUUGGAUACUGAGUGUGCGAAGAUUGCGAGGAAUCCGAGGGGCUUUCAUUUGGGAUGAGUUGGGGCCCCGGGUGCUUUACCAUGACGGUGAGACGGUCAUAACGGUGCAUUGCUUUGAGCAGAACGGGCUCCCUUACAUUUCAUGGGAAGACUUCAAACCUAUUCGGGUGUUGUUGGCAAGGGACUGGAAGAGUAAAGGAAAUGCCUGCGUGAUGAAGAUAGAGGAUCGAGCUCUGAAAAUCCUUGAUUACAUGCCAACAGUUGAAGCCAUUGGAAAGGUUCAGGAGGAGUGCACGGCAGCUCCGGUGGAAACAAUUGCAGACGCCGGGGAACAGAAGGCUAAGGAGCUAUGCUCAAAGGCCAAGGUCACUUUUGAUGAGGUGUGGAACGCUGUUCAGUUGGCUAGCCUGGUCGAGAGGCGAACUGAUAGGCUGAGGCAGGUCGACAGCGAGAACGCAAAGGUCUUACCAUUGUGGACGUUCGGAUUGUUCGUCCAUGGAGGAGUGUUGGGAGUGACCACGGAAACGCGUAAGCAUCCAUGGCUUUCUAGGCUCCUUUGCAAAAUGGUUCGGCAGCAGCAUCCUGAUCUGGAGUUUCUGUCAAUCAGCAUCGCCAUCAAUUUGGUAUUUAGGCCUCAUCGAGAUCGCAACUCCUUGGAGCGUGAAUCAGUGGUGAUAGGCUUGAGCCGGUUUCAGGGUGGACAGCUCUGGAUUGAGGGACUUCCAGGGGAACAAGGCAACAAUGCUGUGCGAGCCGUGGACAAUGAAGGACAAUCGAAGGCUGGAAAGCUGCAUGAGCUGUCCCAUCGAAGUGUGAGAUUCAAUGCAGCAGUGCGCAUGCACGGCACGGAGCCGUACCAGGGAGUGCGGGGAGUGGCUGUUGGCUAUACGCCCCGAGGCCAUCUCAACAUCUCAUCCGAGGUGUUGAGUGAGUUGCGUGAGCUGGGAUUCUUUGAUGAGAGAAUGCAGAAGCUUGGAAGCAUCAGCAGAGCAAACUACAGC